This is a messenger RNA of Abrus precatorius (Indian licorice), 832 nucleotides long. RefSeq lists its product as uncharacterized. The transcript has 4 exons. Lineage: Eukaryota; Viridiplantae; Streptophyta; Magnoliopsida; Fabales; Fabaceae. The record is from RefSeq and is a predicted model, not a curated record. The coding region runs from base 111 to 452 and encodes 113 amino acids.
GUCCAGAGGCGCAGUUUGAGUUUAUUUGGGUACUGUUACCACCUCAAACUAUACUACUAGGGCCCUAGAAAUACCCUGAAACCCCAACUGAAGAAAGGGAGUGCAAGAGAAUGGCAAAGUCACUGAGAUCAAAGAGGGAGAAGAGGCUGAGGGCUAUUCGGAGGGAGAUUGUUGAACCCUUCUAUGACAAGAAAGAAGCUGCUAAGCUGGCCGCCCUAGAAGCUGCCCUUGCUGCACCUAAGCUGCAAGUUCCUCAUCAAUCAAAUACAUCCAUGGAUGCCUCCAAUUCCACUAUCAACACCAACAUGGAUGUGGAGAUGGCUGAUGGCAGUCAAAGCAUGACUUCCUUAAAGGCUGUUGGUGGAAUAGGCAAAAAAUCCAAGAAGAAAUUGAAAAUUGCUAAAAGCAAACGCCGUGGUAAGGGAAAGCUCAGCAAAAAGCGUAACAUAUAACUUCAACGGAGAAGGUUGUGGUGAGCUAUUUAAGAGGUGCUGUGCUUUUUAUCCUUAUUCAUGAAGACUGUUCAAAUUUUGACAAAAAACAUGAAGACCUUUCAAAUCUCUGCAUUAUGAGCCUAGGACCUUUUACUAACUAGAGAUAGCUAUUUAGUUAGAACACAAUUUGAGUUUGGAGAAGUGGUUGAUGUUGAUGACUCAUUCUGAACAUCAAGGAUAGGGUAUUUAAUCUCUGCACCAAUCAUGUACUUGAAUGUGACUUUAAAGGUGUCUUUUGUUAAUUGAAGAUGUUUUGUCAAAAGAUAUUAGUAGCUUUGAGAAUAUCAAAAUGUAAUUUUGUUGAGAUCCUUAAUUGUUUUUAAAGUUCCAUACUUCCA